Messenger RNA from Cinara cedri, 644 nucleotides. Lineage: Eukaryota; Metazoa; Arthropoda; Insecta; Hemiptera; Aphididae. The record is from the annotation of a GenBank genome assembly.
AUGUUCACAUGCACAUUCGCCGGUUGCGUAAAAGUUUUUUCUGCUAAACAAAAUUUGUUGCGUCACGCUAAAACACAUGAUGGUAUUAAAUUUCAAUGCGCUCUAUGUCCGAAAAUGUUUACGCGUAAAGACACCCGAGCCGAACACAUUAAAAUUAUUCAUCGUGAUGGAACAGUCGCCCCACUGACUAUUAUUCCGCAGGCCAGGCCAUCGAAUACCGUCGCUGGACCAUCAUAUACCGCAGGACUAUGGAAUGAACAUUCGACCGUGUCAUGGACGAUCGACAAGAAAAAUGACGAAUCAUAUACUGUAGUAUGUCAAGCCAUCGAAGAUACAGGACUUUACGAUAACAAAGGUGAGAUUUCUUUUAUUAUGCCCCACCACAAAGGAAUUAGCAAGGGAAUUAGUUUUAAUUUAGGUUUUCCCUUCUCACAUUAUACCUCAACACCACUGAUUUCGAAGAGUUCCAUGAAACUAGAAAAGUGUUUAACAAUGAAGAUUUGCCACUUGUCAUGAGAAAAGGAGUUUACCCGUACGAGUACACGAACAUUUGCGGAAAAUUGGAGGAAGAGUCAUUACCGGAGAAGGCAGAUUUUUAUAGCACGCUGGCGGAAGAAAAAAUCAAGGACGAGGAGUACGAGUAG